Solea senegalensis (Senegalese sole) is the source of this 1341-nucleotide messenger RNA. It is a transcript of the gene sdr39u1, whose product is annotated as short chain dehydrogenase/reductase family 39U, member 1. The record is from RefSeq and is a predicted model, not a curated record. NCBI's taxonomy places the organism in Eukaryota, Metazoa, Chordata, Actinopteri, Pleuronectiformes, Soleidae. The transcript has 6 exons. Bases 128 to 1036 code for a protein of 302 amino acids.
AUAAAGUGAUUCAGUUCAGUUCGGUCACCCGUUCGUGAACGAUACAACACACUACCUUGAAAUGAUCAUGUAAUUCCUGGUUCGCUUAGAGAGUGUUUCCACGUUUCUACACUGGAACUGUGUGACCAUGAGAGUAUUAAUAGGAGGAGGAUCUGGCUUUGUGGGCCAAGAGCUGACUCGCUUGCUCAGGAGCAAAGGUCACGAGAUCACAGUGAUAUCUCGUCAACCUGGUCCAGGGAAAAUAACAUGGGGUGAGUUGGAGUCCAGUGGCCUCCCACCAUGUGAGGGCGCCGUAAACUUGGCAGGAGAGAAUCUCAUGAACCCUCUGCGAUGGUGGAACGAAAGCUAUAAAAAAGAUUUGUUCUCCAGUCGCAUUGACACAACAAAAGCUCUGGCUCAAGCCAUCGCUGCUUCUCACAGUCCUCCGCGCUCGUGGGUGCUGGUGUCAGGUGUAGCUUGUUACAAACCCAGUCUGACAGCUCAGUACACCGAAGACAGUGAAUGGACACCGUUCGAUCUGCUCUCCAAACUUGUUAAGGAGUGGGAGGCGUCUGCGCUUUUGCCUGAGGAUGUGGCAAAAACCACCAGACAAGUCAUCAUCAGGCCUGGGGCAGUGCUGGGCCGUGAUGGCGGUGCCAUGAAGCAAAUGCUGCUGCCCUUCUGGCUCGGCCUCGGGGGCACGCUGGGAUCAGGAAGUCAGCCGUUUCCUUGGAUCCACGUCUCUGACCUGGCAGGAAUCAUCGCUCAAGCCCUGGAGCCCUCGACUGACUCCGCCCCUGCUUCACCACAAGUGUUUAACGGCGUCGCACCUGCGCUCAACACCAACUACGAGUUCACCAAAGAGCUGGGCCGGAUUCUGGGGCGGCCCACCGUUCUGCCUGUGCCAGGCUUUGUAAUGAACGCACUGAUGGGCUCCGAGAGGGCGGUCGUCCUCACGCAGGGACAGAAGGUCGUACCAAAGAAGACUUUAGAGGCUGGAUUUCAGUACAAGUACCCAGACCUGACCUCAGCACUGAAUGAGAUUGUGAAAACUUGACAUUCUAUUCGGUAAAAUCCAUUAAAUUAUUUCUGUAAAUGUGUUUUCUUCUACACUUUCUCUGGAUACAGGUCUGCACUGGAGACAACCUCCUAUGCUGCAAAGACACCAACAUUGUUUUCUACAGCCAUAGAGUGAUUGACCUUAAGUCAGUACAGACGUAAGCAACAGCAACACUUGGUGUUGAAUUAUGACUGAGAACAAAGCAAAAAACCUGGUUCUCUAGUUUGAUGAAAUGUAUGCCCCAUGUCCUUGUCUCAUCUUCAGGACGCAUCAUAAUAAAGCAAUAAAACAAAAUAAAAAGA